AUGUCGACAAAUGAACGACUAUCAAUACGAAUAGACAGAGGCCAACGGCCAGCUGUCAAUUUCAACAGCUCCACUCAAUUUGUACAGAUCUACGUACCCCUGAAUACAAGUGUAAAUUACCAACCCAUCAGUCAAAAUGUUGGAAAUGGGUAUACGGUCAAAUUGCAAAGAAUGCAGCAGCAAUACAAAAUUUCCAUGCAGCACAAUCUCGAAAGGAAACCAGAGUUUGUGAUAUUUGCAUCAACUUCAGUGCAUGAUAAGGAAAUCAAGACUACUGUAAAAGAAGUGAAUACGAAGCUUCCAGAACUCACAAUUGCCGGAUCAAAUCUGGAAGUGUGUGGAAUUCUAAAAGGACACAAUUUGACUUUUGAGAGUACAGUAGGCACAAUGCACAUCUACGCGAAAAUCACAUGCACAGGCUCCUUAUCAGUACACUCGCAGAACAUUGUGAUAUCCACAGAAGCACUUUUGAGUACGGACGACUUUAAAGCAAUCUGUAGGAAACUUCAAAACGAUGGAAGAAUAUUCCCAAAGGACGUGGAGAAUUCAGAAAAUCAUAGGCCUGUUGGUGACACUCCCACUGGAGAUUCAAAACUGAUGAAAGUCGAUUUUUCUUGUAAUUUGGUUCAUAUUGGAGUUGAUGGAUCAGUAGGAGCAUUCAAAUCGGUUGUGGCUCAAAAUCUUCAACUAACCGUUGCGGGUGACCUGGCGAAUUAUGGAAAAAUUUUGGCGAAAGAUCAGAUUUUUCUGGAGAUUCAUGGCAACCAAAUGAGCUUGUCAGAUGGCUCUUUGGAUAGUGCUGGAAGAGGAUACAACGCGUUGAAAAAGUUGAGAAAAGUGGCUGAUCACAGUAUCUCAACCCCAUCCUCCAGUACCAUGCACAACGCGAUUCAGUCUCAAAACGCGUCGGUUGUCGCGAAUAUGAUCGAGAAAGGAAUCGAUUUGAAUGACACUUUUGAGAGGAGAAGGUCUAACAAAGUGACGCUGAAGCAGUCAGCAAUUGCUGAAUAUAAGGAAGCGAGGGAGAAGUCAAAGAUGAAUUCGGUGAGAGAAAGGAUCACACUGAUUAAUGCACUUUUUGUGGCACAUGAAUGGAGAAGAGGUUCGAUUCAAGCUAAUGUGAUUAAGGCCAAAAUCAGCAGAAACUGCGAAGACCUCGCUCAAUUUUCCGCAAAAAAUGUGAAGCUAAAAGUCGGUGGAACCGCGACAGUUGAAAAAGAUUCAAUCUGGAAUAGCACUUGGGUAGAGCUGGAAGCCAAGCAGCAUGUCUACUUUCAUGGACAGACCAAGACCAGAACUAUGGUUCUGCACUCGGAUGCCAAUAUUUACACAACCAAUGAGGCGAUUUUAUCAUUCGAGUUGUUUGUGAGAGUUGGCUGUGUUAAAUUUUCUUGUGAAGGAAUGUGGUGCGCUGGAGAGAGCUUGGUCAUCGAAACCAUUGGGUCCACAAUAUUCAAAGAAGGAUCCUACUUGGAGUCAGAAAAACUCGAGCUCGAAUGCAAAUCGACUUGCGAAAUGGACGGCACCUGGCAACUGACUUCUGCCUGGAUCCACGUAGCAGCCAUGUUUACCGUACUUCAGAACUCCAAAAUCUUCAUCGAGGAGUCCAUGAGUAUUUCUGCACUAUCUCUACACUUUUCUGGUUUUUGUCAUGUUACCGAGAGACUGGAACUGGUGCUUCAAGAUUCCGCUCACUUCUUUGGAAACUCUAGAAUGGAAAUUCAUGUGUUCCGACUGACAUGCAAGGGCUACUGUACUAUAGGAGGAUCGAUUGCGGUGACUGAUUUGACAAUUUAUGUCAGAAAUGAUCUAAUCACCACGUGUACUGGGAAAAUGAUGGUAGUGGGAUGUGCCGAUGUAGUUAAUGGAUGCUUCAGAAACGAUGCACUAUGGCAAAUCGAGAAGAAUCUCAAAAUGAUUACUGGAUCCAUUGAACAAUCGGAAGACGGUACCAUCUUUGUGAAGUACACCAUGAACCUGAUAAUUCAUGAGGAUAGUACAGAAAACUUUGGAGGACGUCUAGUAUCCAGUGAAAUCUUGCUGAAAUCCGUGAAGACUUGUGCAUUCGACGGAUUGGUCAGAUGUAACGAAAUGCAAGUCUCCCUGCCGUAUGUCGGAGAAUCAGUGGUCACUAUCAAAGGGCAAGUAGACAUUGUGGCCGGAAGUCUGACGGUGAAUGGAAAUUUACAAACAGUGUCAGAUGAGAAUAUGAAAGAGCCAGUGCCAGCUGGAUUGAUUUUGGGUUGCAACUUGACUGCAGCGGCGAUUGUCGCACCAUUUGCAUCAGUUCAUAUUACGGAGACAGCUAUAGUUCGCCUCAAUGGAAUCGAGUCCUACAAAACCGAGGAGUUCAACGUUCUUCUCAACUGCGGUGCUCUCUUCACCGAAAAAGAGUCAGUGAUCCUCUCGAUGGCUGAAGAGACUUCGAAAACUCGCAUCAAGUGUGAAGCUGUGAUCUGUGCUACUACAUUCUACCAUCGUGGACAGAUUCGAUUCUCUGGACAGGAAGUGAACAUAUUGGCUCCUGUUUUUGUUCAUGAAGGAAGAUUAACCAAUGUGGAAAACAAGCAGAAUCAUGUGAAAAAUCUGUUCAUUCAUAUUGGAGAGUUCCUCGUGAACAAUGGUAUUCUGGCGUCGGAUGUUCUGGAGAUUGUUGGAGAUGGAGUUCUAGAAAACACCAAUAGGAUAUAUGCAGUGGAGUCCAUGGAUAUUAAGCUGAGAAACUUCAAUAACGAUGAUGGAUUGAUCGAAUCGAAGAAUUCAAUGAAACUGUUGGCUGUGUCAAAAGAAUGGACCAAGCUGGGUGGAUCUAUCAAGGCCAAGAAGACUAUAGAUUUAUGUGCCAACCGUCUCAACGUGGCAAUCCGUAACAUCCAGAACCUAUCUAUCGACAAACGAAUGGUGUUCUCUGCCAAAACUGAUCUUCAAAUCUCAAGUGACGUCAUCGAUGAAUCCAAAGAGCUAUCAGUUGGAUGUGCCGCUCAACAAUCGGUUGGUAUCGGGUGCAAUAUGCAACUAGACCGUCUGGAAAUUCUAAUUGGAUCAGAAAAAGGAGAAGGACCUUCCACUUUUGCAGUCUACCAAAACGCAAGCAUCAUUGCUAACACCAUUUUGAUCACAUCUAAUAGUGAACAUGUGCAAGUUCUAUUCGAUGGAGAUGUUCAUUGCAAUCGUUUGAGAUUUGCCGGAAAAGUGAAGACAGUGACACUUAUUGGAUCUGGAAACUUGGAAUCUACUUACAUGGUUCUUUCAGACGCCUCUAUCGCUUUUGAAAUGUAUUCCAUAGUCAGAGUGGAUGAACUGCAAUGUGGAUCUUUUGAAGUUCUAAAUGAAAAUAUUCUACGGCUGGAAUCUUGUGAAGGAGAGGAUACAACAACUAUUGUGACAGAGGAUAUGAAUAUUGAAGGAACCCUCUUCCUCGAAAAGAAGUUGUUCAUCAAAUCCCGAGAAGGAGUGGUCCGGCUAAACGGAAACAUUCUCGGAUCCUCUCUCCAGAGUGAAAUAGCAUGUGAAUCCACAAAAAUGGUCGUUAAAGGACAACUUGGCAAUUUCAAAUACGUCGAGUUAUUCGCCAGGGAGAGCAUUUCUUUGCAAAAUGAGAAAAUUAGGAAUGUGGAGAAACUGUGUGUUGAGUGUGGAGAGUUGAGCAUCUACAAUGCUGAAGUUGAAAGUUGCCGGACUUUAAGCUUCAAUUGUGAUUCGCUGACAGCUUCUGGACAUAUUCAAGGUGACCACUUAACCACACUGGUCAUUCAUUCCACCAACAUCCACUCAAAGCUCGAUAUGGAGAAUCUCGAAAAACUUUCCAUUUUCUGUAAACGAAGCACCACUCUUAAAGGAACAUGGCAACAGAUUCAAGAAAUCCACGUGGAUUCUAAAUGGAUCAACAUCUCUUGCCAGGUAGAAGCAAGCCGAUUAGUUAAGCUGACAGCGUGGGCAAUAGCAAACACUGGACCGAUUCUAGCCGAGAUGGUUCAUGUCACUGCGCUAGGAGCGCUGAUCAACACUUCCGGAAUCCAAGCUGUUGAAGAUUGUCACAUCAUAGCCACGUUCAUCCUAUCAAUGACUGCAUUAUCUAUAAUCUCGGGAGGUUCCAAGAUUGCCAUACACUCUUUGUGCCUUUGCACCAGAAAUGACAUAUUCGAACUGGUUGGGCUCAACUAUCUCUGGCUGAAGUUUGACCCGGAAACAUCCAAAAUGAGUGGUGCUCCACCAGUCGACUUCCAGAACUUUAAGACGUUCGCCACGUUGCUUCGAGAUCGAUGGAUGACGUCAUCGAUCGAUGCGGAGGAGAUUCUGCUAGGAUUGAAGUAUAUCAGCGACUUGCAUGAGAUCAAAUGGAGCCUCGGCACCGACAACAAAGUCUAUGAAAACCUUGUGGAGAUUGCGGAGAGAUUCGGAAACACGCCAAUAUCACUUUUCAAUUAUGGAGAGUUGGUGAACACUGUCCAAGGAGCCAAGGCAAUGAUGCAGGUGUUGCAGGAUCCCACGAACAACACCAAAUCUGGCAAAAAGCAAAAGAAGAAGUCUGACGGUUCCUUGUACGAGGCGCUGGUCCAGUUCAAGCAUGGAAAGUAUAGCAAGGAAAAUAAUGACUCAUCGGAUACCGAUAUCGGAUAUGUUAGUAGAAGUUCGAGUGAAGACUUGAAUUCUAAACCAAGUAGACCAAGGUCUCCCAAUCUCCAAAUCGACGUCGCAUCUCACAAUUUCUUCGAUUCUAGCCAUUUGGAAGAGAUUGAGGAGAAAGUUGGAAAAGUUGAAGAAGAACUGGAAAACGAUCUGAAACUAGAUCAUAUUGCCUACGCUAUAAGAGAGGAGGAGGAGUUGGCGGAAUUCGAAGAGCUGGAGGAUGAGUUAGAGAUGGCUGAGGAGGGAAUCGUCAGAACCGACUUCAUUGUUUGCCGAGAUAAGAAUAUCUAUCUUGCCAAAUUAAAAGAAAAGAUCCGAACCGUAAGUGCUCCUCGGCCAGUCGUCAAUGUUCCCAUCCAAAGAAUGCCAUCUUCAAAUGACCUGGUUAUGAAGAAGCUUCAAGUCAAACAUGCUAUAUCCAACCUCGAUCUCCGUUCAUUUGGGAGUCAGUCUUCCCUCACCUCGUUAGAUUUUGGCACUGUGCCAGAUUUCGGAAGCCCCUUACAAUUUUCUAGCAAACCCAAUUUCCAACGAUCAAAAAUCCCUCUAGGAUCAUUCAGAAGUCCCAAAAAGCCCAUGAGUCGUACUGGUACCCCUACUAUGUACUCCUCAACACUUUCUAGAUUCAGUGAAAAACUCUAA
Messenger RNA from Caenorhabditis briggsae, 5271 nucleotides. The transcript is spliced from 12 exons. The coding region runs from base 1 to 5271 and encodes 1756 amino acids. Lineage: Eukaryota; Metazoa; Nematoda; Chromadorea; Rhabditida; Rhabditidae. The record is from RefSeq and is a predicted model, not a curated record.